UUCCCAUUAGCAACCGGAGGCUUCUAAACAAGUUGCCCUCCCUCCGCAUCUUCUGCGGCCCAACCACCCGCGGCGACCCGGGGCUUGGCGGGGCUCCGCCUGGCCUCUCGGGCUCCUCUAGGCUGCGACUCUCGCCGCCGCCAUGGCAGAGUUGGGCCUAAACGAGCACCAUCAAAAUGAAGUUAUCAAUUACAUGCGUUUUGCUCGUUCAAAAAGAGGUCUGAGACUCAAAACUGUAGAUUCCUGCUUCCAAGACCUCAAGGAGAGCAGGCUGGUGGAGGAGACCUUCACUGUAGACGAGGUCUCCGAGGUCCUGAGCGGGCUGCAGGCUGUGGUCUACAGCGAGGUGGAGUCUGAGCUCAUCAACACAGCCCACACCAACGUCCUGCUCCUGCGGCAGCUCUUCUCCCAGGCUGAGAAGUGGUACCUCAAGCUACAGACCGAUAUCUCUGAACUUGAAAACAGAGAAUUAUUGGAACAAGUUGCAGAAUUUGAAAAAGCAGAAUUUACAUCUUCCAAUAAAAAGCCCAUCGUAGAGACCAUGAAGCCCAAACUCGCUCCACUUAAUGAGGGCGGAAGCACGGAACUCCUGAACAAGGAAAUUUCCAGACUUCAAGAAGAGAAUGAGAAAUUGAAGUCAAGGCUGAAGACCAUUGAAAUGCAGGCAACCCAUGCUUUUGAUGAGAAGUCAAAGCUAGAAAGAGCACUGCAGGAUUUACAGCUCGACCAGGGAAAUCAAAAGGAUUUUAUAAAAGCCCAAGACUUGAAUGACUUGGAGAACACAGUAGCUGCUUUGAAGAGUGAGUUUCAGAAGACGCUUAACGACAAGACAGAAAACCAGAAGUCCCUGGAGGAGAAUCUGGCGACCGCCAAGCACGACCUACUCAGGGUUCAGGAGCAGCUGAGCAUGGCUGAAAAGGAAUUAGAGAAGAAAUUCCAACAAACAGCAGCUUACCGAAACAUGAAAGAGAUUCUCACCAAGAAGAAUGACCAAAUCAAAGACCUGAGGCGAAGACUGGCCAAGUACGAACCUGAAGAUUAA
This is a messenger RNA of Lontra canadensis (Northern American river otter), 1042 nucleotides long. RefSeq names its product leucine zipper transcription factor like 1 (gene LZTFL1). Lineage: Eukaryota; Metazoa; Chordata; Mammalia; Carnivora; Mustelidae. Gene Ontology annotation, biological process: negative regulation of protein localization to cilium. Bases 143 to 1042 code for a protein of 299 amino acids. The transcript has 10 exons. Gene Ontology annotation, cellular component: cytoplasm. The record is from RefSeq and is a predicted model, not a curated record.